Polistes dominula (European paper wasp) is the source of this 5247-nucleotide messenger RNA. RefSeq lists its product as uncharacterized. Lineage: Eukaryota; Metazoa; Arthropoda; Insecta; Hymenoptera; Vespidae. The record is from RefSeq and is a predicted model, not a curated record.
GGCCGCGACGCACCAUACGCGAAUUACCAACCACGCGUUAUCUCAUUCCAUUAUCUCACACAUUCUCGUCGUUUUAUAUUAUUAUUAUUUUUCUUUUUCUACUUUUUGUUUUAAAUAUCAAUUAAUAAAUAUUUCGUUUGUUCGUUUAUAUUCAAUUAUCGUAUUUUGAUAUUCCACACAUUAUUCCCUCGUUUAUUAUCUUUCUUCUUCCUAUCGAAUAUACUUUAUUAUUAUUUAAAAGAAGAUUAUAUUUAUCAUAUAUUCUUCUUCCAUUGUUUAUUGUAUUCUUCAAGAAGUGACCUUGCGAAGGGAUUUUUCUUAUCAACACUUUGGAAAUCUAAUACUUCGUGGUGUAUCUCGUCUUAAUUAUAUACGUCAAAGGGACGAUGAUGUAACGGGACUUUCGCUGUCGCGCUGCACUUAAGCAAUGAUGUCCGCACAAUGCAAUCGUUUCGUUCAAAACGCAUGGAAGAAGGAGUUAUGUUCGAAUUGUUUCAAAUUAAGAGAGGAACAUUCAUCGAACGAGGAUGCAUUAAGAUUGUUCAACAUAGAAAAGGCAUCGUUCAAUUUAAAAUCGGAUAAUUUGAAAGUUCAGAGUAUUCUACGAGUAAAAGAAUCAACAACAACAGUUCCAAAGGAUCAAAGAAAAAAGAACGUUGCUUUUCCGGAAUCCUUGACCGAAGUUAUCGGUUACGGUGGUGACGACUUUCUAUCAGAGGAUGAAGAAGAUGACGACGUAGAACAGGUGUUGGUUGAUUCUUUGAACACGGAAGAAGAUGUGGUACCGGACAGCGAGGAAGAACGUGCUUUGAGCAACUUGACACGUGCAAAUACUAAUUUCAAUACCGUUACUGCGAAUUUAAGUGAAAUUAUUUCUAACAAUGAUAUAAACAAAUCUUCAACGAGUACAUCAACGUCAACGUCAACGUCAACAUCAACAUCAACGUCAUCAUCGUCAACGAGAACUUUUGCUUCGUUGAUGCUUGGUAGAAUUCAAAAGGACGCAGAUGGUCGUAAAACUACACUUUUGGUAUCAGUUACACCAUUUGGUGGUGACGAAUCAUUGCCAACAGCUAAAAGGCCAAUCGAUAGGAAAAUCACUGUCAAUGGUUUCUCCAAUAACAUUGCUAAGUCUUCUUCUUCAACUUCUUCUGUCACUAAUUCGAUGGAUAACAAAAAUGAGAAUAUGUUGAAAACAUCAAAAAAGAUUACAACGGAGCGUAAAGAUGAUAAACGCGAGCAACAACAACAGCAACAACAGCAGCAGCAACAACAGCAGAACAGUGGAUCUCCAAAAUUGGAGAAAAUAGUUGAUAUGCCAUUGAUUACUUCGACAAACUUGAUAUCAGUGAUACAAAGGACGGAAAUUGAGGAUACCAGCACGGUUAACGUUGCUGAUAAGAAUCUCGAAAAUGUUACUAACAGAACAGAAUUGUUAACUGGAAAAUCGGAGAAAAAAUUGGCUAACAUUUCGCGUAGUCCGGCAAUGAAAAAAAUUGACAACGAAAAGCCAAAGAUUGCGAUUCAAUCGAUGCAAAGUAACAUUAACAAUAAUAUUAGUAACAAUAAUAAUAACAAUAAUAAUAAUAAUAAUAGUACGAAUUACGAGUUGUCAAAAACCAAUGAAAAAGAAUCUCCGGUAAAAGAUAACGGAGUUGAAUUGAAUUUAACGUUGUUGAAAAAAGAUGAAAUUGUUGAGAACGUUGACAGGCCGUUGAUCCUACGUGGUAAAGAAAUUAACAAAAUCACGGUUGUCGGUGUGGAUGAGAAAAAAAUGAAAAAAUUAUCAACAGAUUCGCCUGAAGUUAGCGUAAAAAAAUUUAAUUUCGAGGAGAGUCGUGAGUUAGCUGGUGAACCAGAUGGCAAAGCAGACGAAGAAGAAAUCGUUGAACCACCUGCAUUGCCACGUAGUCCACCACCAUCUAUGGAAAUGGAUAAAGUAAUAGCAACCGAACCAAGGCCGUCUUUUCUUCACGGUUCUGUCAGUAUGGACGCAAAAUCGAAACCCAUGGUACCCCAGAAACCGUCUAACUUCGUUGGGACGAAGCCGACUGUUUUAUCGAAGAGUGAGCCCACGUGCAAUAUUGGUAGUACCAAUGUGAAAAGGAAUAAUCCUAAUUACGUUUUACCACCACCAUCGGUACAGAAUGUUAACAACAGGACACAUCAUCUUCCUAGUACAGGUACGGUUAUUUCACCAAUUUCUAAUUCAACAACGAGACCAAUUGUCAAAGAAGAAUUAGAUAAUAAAUCUUUAACAACUAAGAAAAUAAUUAAAGAUAAACACGAAGAAAACGAUCAAAUUAAUCAAAGAAUUAAUUCAUCAUCUAUCACAUACGAAUCUUUUAAAGAAGAUAAAUUAAUAUCAACUACUAGUUCACGUGAUAUCGGUGAAGGUACGGAAGCUGAUGAAGAUAAUAGUAUGGAACCCGUUAGAUCUGUUAACAAUAAAAGAAGAAUGGCACCAAGACCGCCAGAGUUAACGGAAGAUCUUUUACCCGUGGGUUCUAAUUUGUAUGCUAGAAAUCCCGGUGCUAAUUUGAAAUCGGAUUCACCAGUAGUAAGGGAAAAAGAGAAGAGAGAAAGAGCAUCGUCUUGUAGUCCAAAGUUUAGGAAAGCUGUUUGCGAUGUACCUGACCCAACCAAUGGUACAUCACCCACCACAUCCUCCACCAUUACCACCACAUCUUCAUCGUCUCAUUCGAACGAUACUACGUCGUCACCAAGAAGGACAAUAUCUUUGUCGCAGGAUAGUUUGACAAAUGGUACAGAAACAACACGUGAAGGCAAGAAACGUGGUAGAUCAAGAUUUUCAUUAAAGAGAUUUCUACGAAUGGGUUCGAGAAAGGACGUUGACAUGACCACCACCACUACCUCCACUAACAGCAACAGCAGCAACAACAAUAACAGUAACGGGCAUGCUUCGAAUUCACGUCUCGAUGAAAUACCGUCUACUCCGCAACCUAAACUCCGAUUGGAAAUCAUUCAUCCACUUGAGCUCGAUGGUGCUGCAGUUGAAGUCGUGGGAAACGAUAGUAGUAGAGUCGUCGGUAGUAGUAGUAGGAUCAAUGAGGAUCAGACGGAUUCCUGUGGUUUUAAGAACGAACCCACAAAGACGACGCGUUCUAUCAAUGCUUCUCAACAUCAACAGCAUGCUCUUACUUCAGCUGUUAGACCAGGAAAACCACCACCUCCGCCAAGAAAUCAAUCAUUGGAGGAAUGGUCUAGAACUGAUCAGUCUAACAAACCUGUCAGACCACCACCGCCGCGUGUUGAAACUACUAACAAGCAACAAUUGCAUUCUAAUAGAAGUGAAAAAUCGCUAGGCAAGAUGACGACUACUGCACCGACUUCUUCUUGGCAACCAACGAACGCCGCAUCAACAACCGCUACCAGUUCAGACUUGAUUUACGCGAAUCUGGCAGCGGAGGAUGUUACAGGUGAGGUACGCAGUGCCCUGGCACCUUCGAAACCUCAAAGAACCGCCAGUAUGAGGGAUCAAGCAACAUCCUCACAACCAUCUUUGAUUAAGAAGCACGGUUCUUCAUCCUCUUCAUCGUCAUCGCAAAAUUUGACCCUAAACGAUUACGAGACUACCGCAACCAUAACUCAGCUUACUUCCGAUUCACCGACCUCGAACGAUAGUCAUGGUUACGAGUGUUUGUCCAGUUCACCGGAAUGUGACUCGAGUCUUGAACUACGCCAUGGAAACGGAUCCCAUCAUCCAAAUUGCAAGAGGAAAUCUGACAGCAGUGUUAUGGAUCCAGGGGUAGAAUUCAAAUUUCACCAUCACCAUCACCAUCAUCAUCAUCAUCAACCAUUCCUCAGGUCAACUUCAUUACCCUAUUGUGGUAGCGAAACUGAAAGCGAACUUUACGCACCCUCAUACACUUUCUACACUGGUGACGAGGGUGCAGAAGAAGAUCAAGAUUGGAAGAUCAAAGACGACGAGCUUAGGUUGAAUCGAUUGAGACAAAGAAGAGGACGUAGCAUAGUUCAUCGUAGUUUAGAAGAUAAUUAUGGUGCCGUUGUAGUGGCCAAUCACGAAGCAUUAGCACAAUUUGUCGAACAGUUACAGGUGAAUCAAGUCUCACAAAUAGUAGCACCUGGUCCACUUCGUGCCUUGAAAAAUUCCAAUCCUCGUCUACGCGAUUUCACCAUUGACGCAAACACGUCCGUUUUCAUUGGCAGGCGAAUAUUCUGCUCGGCUAGUUGGAACGAGCAAAACGUCAGCUUGUGCAUCGCGUUCGAUCAAGCGAUGCACGUGUCAAGAAAGGAAUUCUACUUGGCGCCAAUAAUCGAGUUUAUAGAGACCGUGCCCAAAGAAAUAUCCGAAAGAGUCAGUUUAUCAACUGGCAAAGACAUGGAAGCAACGAUCUCGGUUUUUCCAAGAUUACAAGUGAGUACGGUUCAAGCAUUUGGUUUAGUCACGAAGGAUUCCCAGGACGAAGGUUCGAUUAGAGAAUCCUCGUUCGUUUUACUUCAAUUCGUUAACGCCUUGAAAAGUCUUCAAGCACGUGGAAUCGAAGAAUCCUCGAAAGGUCUGAGUAACGUGAUGCUUUGUCGAGAGGAUAAGGAUGCCUGUUAUCGACUUUAUCUUUUGCAAGGAUUAAAUGUUGAUACUUGUGACGUUAGAAGUGAAGAAAAGGUUUCAUUGUGUCAGUGUGCUUUGGUUGCACUACAACAAUUACACUUGACCAAGAAACUUCCUCUAGUCCAGGAAUUAUUGUUACGUGAAAAAGCAGUCACCCUUUCUCAGGUAAAAUCAUUACUCGAAUUUUCUUUAUGGGGUCCAGACGAUGUUACAACUUUUGGUUUAGCAAAAGAAAGGGAAGUUACUCUUCAAAGAUGGCUAGAUCUUGAAAGAGCAACUAUACUUCAUGCAUUGGUAAGAACACGAGCACCUUUGACUAUUACCGAUGAAUAUCAAUUAUUAUUUUUGGUACGUACCAGUGCGAAAAUGAUGUGCGAGGCAUCGAUUUUAUUGGACGAACAGAACAAUCGUUUGUCGCGUGUUAGUUGAAGUAUAGAAACAAUAUUUAUAUUUUUUUUUUUUUUUUUAAUGUAAAUUAAUUCUAAAAUUAUUUAUCGAAUUUAUUAAUAUAUAUCGUUAAUAUUUGAAUUCGUUGAAAUGAAAAAAAAAAAGGAACCAAGGAUACGCAAUUUAAUGCAAUUCCAAUGAAUUUCUUUUGUAUUAUGUUUUAUCAUAGUUUAUUUUCUAUUCUCCCUUUGUUUUCUAUUUUGUAU